AUGAGUGUAAAACUUAACGAUACCUAUUACUCUACUUUAUAACCUUCUUAAACAGGAGGAACACAAAAGAAAAUAGCUAAAAUUGACAUAGAAAAAUUGAAAUAGAUAAGGAGCACUAAAUAGCUACUUAAAUAGAGAUUAAGAACAUAAGAUCUAGAGAAAUCAUAAAGUGUCCCUAUUAGGACCUUCGAAUUAGAGAUGUACAAGGUUGGAAUAACUUUACAGAACAGGGAUAUGGAUUUCCUCAUUUAAAAGUAUAGUGAUCCUCAGAAAUCACAAAAUAUUCUUUAUGAGGAAGUUAUUAGAUCUCUAGUUCCUGAACUAAGGAAUGAUUCCUCUAUUAAAUGGACUAUUCAACAGUCAGUCAAGGAUUAAAUUAGAGGAGUUGAUACAGUAGAAAGAUCCCAUGAUUUAUCGAAUCGAAAGAUCCUCAUGCACAGGCGUAACAGUAAAGAAGAAAGUUAGAGUAAUUUCCAAAGCUCAAAAAGCCUAAAUAAAACCUAGAAUUUCAAGAACAUGUUCCAAUCAAUGCAUGAAUAGCGCAAGAAAAUGAACGAGUCAGGGAUGACUAUUUCUCAGAACUAGAAAGAUAAUCUUUCAAUGAGCUAAACUUAUUCAAACAAGGAUAUUUAUUAAAAAAUAACAAUAAAAACACCUAUAAAUGAAUUAGACUCCUACAUAUCAAAGGAUUUGUCAAGUGCGAGUAAAUCACUCAAUAUUUUUAAGAACAAGUAGAACUCUAAGUACAUCAAGGCGUCAAUCAACAACACAUUUGAUAUUCAAGAACGAGAUAGAAUUCGAAGAUUCUUGAAAAAGGACAAUAUAGAUAUCAGACAUCUGAAUGACAUAAAGAGUGCAUUUUUAUCUUGCGAGUAGUAACCGCUAGGUCUUGUAAAAAAGUCUGAUUUUUUGUUCAAACUUUACAAAAUGAACCUCAAAUUCCCACAAGAUUUCUUUAUUUCAAUGCUUAAGACUAUUUAAGAAGAUCCUGAUGAUGAGUCAGAUGAUGCUAUUCUGAGUUAUAUCAAGCUAAGAGGAGUGAUUGAUGUUUAAAUGUCUUGUCCAUCAAGGCUUAAAGGAGAUAGUAAUAAUUCCAAUUCUUUCAAAGUAAGUUUGGAAUAUUAAACUGACAUAAAAAAUGCUUCAAACGACAAAACUGAUAAGCUGAUCAGAUAUGUUCAUAUGAGAAUAGAAGAGAAAUUCAAAGACUUCAGACAUGCAUUUAGAGGAUUCGAUCGCAACUAUGAUGGAAAUUUGAGCUUUAAGGAGUUUAUGGGCGGCUUAGAGAAUAUAGGGAUUAGAUUGAGUCUCGAGGAUUUUCUUAAAAUUUUCCAAGUCCUUGAUUACGAUCAAACAGGUGAAAUUGACUUCUUUAAGUUCUGCCUUUUAAACACAGACAAAAUGAAGGAUACUCAUAACUAUAUGAAUACACUAAAAUAGUAACAAGAUUAGUAAGAACCUAUUCAUAGGAAGAAACCACCCCUUCCACAUAUGAUAUAGUUAAAUCCCAAGGGAGGCUAGGGCUAGCCUAAGUUACAUUCAUUUGCUGAAGGAAUAGUUCCAAAAAAUAAAGAUUACUCAGGUUUUAACAAAGAUAUUUAAGAACCAACUCCUUUAGAAAAAGUGAGAAAGUAUGAAAUCCCUCUUAUAUUAAUGUUAUUUAGGUAAAGGAGAUAAAUAAAACUCCCAGCAAGUAACUCAUUCGCAUAUGGAAUUCAUAAUGAGUAAUAAUUUAAAUAUGAUCAUAUUUGUAGGUUCGAACAUGAUAUGCCAGCAAUAAUGUCCAAUCAAUACUAAGACUAAGAAGUGAAAGUAAAAAAAGAGCCGUUAAAAUACUACAGCUCUACUCCGAUGAACAAAUCUACUAAAUCUAUUGAUCUAGAAUAAACUUAGCCUAAGAAGAACAACAAGAUUCUAUUAGGUCGAGUAAACAUGAGAGAUAAAUUUGUAAAUAGAUCACAGAAAGAUUUGUUCCAGAGGAAUGCUGCAAGAUCUUUAAGCAGACCUAAAGAUCUAUGA
This is a messenger RNA of Stylonychia lemnae, 2019 nucleotides long. Lineage: Eukaryota; Ciliophora; Spirotrichea; Sporadotrichida; Oxytrichidae. The record is from the annotation of a GenBank genome assembly.